CUUCUCCAGACAGGGGGCGGAGCUACGCCAACCGUCCGAGGUCGCGCAGGCGCUGGUACCAAGUUGGUCCGCCGGUUGCCGCGUUGUGAGGGGUGUCCGCGCAGUGCAUCCCAGCCAGCUCUUAGUGUGGAGCAGUGAACUGUGUGUGGUUCCUUCUACUUGAGGAUCAUGCAGAGAGCUUCACGUCUGAAGAGAGAGCUGCACAUGUUAGCCACAGAGCCACCCCCAGGCAUCACAUGUUGGCAAGAUAAAGACCAAAUGGAUGAUCUGCGAGCUCAAAUAUUAGGUGGAGCCAACACACCUUAUGAGAAAGGUGUUUUUAAGCUAGAAGUUAUCAUUCCUGAGAGGUACCCAUUUGAACCUCCUCAGAUCCGAUUUCUCACUCCAAUUUAUCAUCCAAACAUUGAUUCUGCUGGAAGGAUUUGUCUGGAUGUUCUCAAAUUGCCACCAAAAGGUGCUUGGAGACCAUCCCUCAACAUCGCAACUGUGUUGACCUCUAUUCAGCUGCUCAUGUCAGAACCCAACCCUGAUGACCCGCUCAUGGCUGACAUAUCCUCAGAAUUUAAAUAUAAUAAGCCAGUCUUCCUCAAGAAUGCCAGACAGUGGACAGAGAAGCAUGCAAGACAGAAACAAAAGGUUGAUGAGGAAGAGAUGCUUGAUAAUAUACCAGAGGCUGGCGACUCCAAAGUACACAACUCAACACAGAAAAGGAAGGCCAGUAAGCUAGUAGGCGUAGAAAAGAAAUUUCAUCCUGAUAUUUAGGGGACUUGUCCUGGUUCAUCUUAGUUAAUGUGUUCUUUGCGAAGGAAACACCAGAGCCAAAAGCUAUUAGAAGUCAUCCAACUAUUUCUCUGCCUGAAGUACCGAGGACUGGACUAGAGAACAGAAGUGACUUGCCUGAGGAUUUAAAAGCCCAGCUCCCUACUCCCAGCUCAGGGAAGGAUGGGAAAAGGCUAAAAGCAUGGACUUAAGUCAAGGAGACCCAGUUUCAGCUCUGGCAGUGCUGCUUACAAGUUGUGUGACCUUAGCUUUCUACUCAGUCCUAUUUUUUCAGGUUUUGCCUCUGCAAAAGGGAUGAUGAUGAUGCUGCUGCUUAAGACUCAUGAGGUUGUUGUGAGGAUUGAAUGAGAUAAUGCAUGUAAAGCAGCCAGUACAGGGACUGGCAUGGUGCUGACAUUUAUUGAGUGCUUAGCAAGGGCACUGGGGGAUGGAGACCAACCAUAGG
Macaca mulatta (Rhesus monkey) is the source of this 1225-nucleotide messenger RNA. The record is from RefSeq and is a predicted model, not a curated record. NCBI's taxonomy places the organism in Eukaryota, Metazoa, Chordata, Mammalia, Primates, Cercopithecidae.